Molecule: messenger RNA, 1418 nt
Organism: Onthophagus taurus
Lineage: Eukaryota; Metazoa; Arthropoda; Insecta; Coleoptera; Scarabaeidae
Gene: Ets96B
Product: ETS variant transcription factor Ets96B
Biological process (GO): cell differentiation; regulation of transcription by RNA polymerase II
Cellular component (GO): nucleus
Molecular function (GO): sequence-specific DNA binding; DNA-binding transcription factor activity, RNA polymerase II-specific
Source: RefSeq, a predicted model, not a curated record
ACGACCCGGUUAUUGUAUAAGUACAAGUUUAUUUAGGGAGUUUUUGUAUUGUUUAAAAGUUAUGUUGUGUUGAGUUUUCUUUUUCUUGGAAUAGGGAAAAUGGAGCAGCAGGAUCAAGAGGUUCCUGCGAAUAGCGGGGAUAUUACUAGAUUGGGAACUAUUUUGGGCUCAACAAUAACAACGCAAUGUUAUCAAAAUCAAGAAAACUACAAAGUAAAUUCCGCAGGAUUCCCGGCGGACUGGAGGGAGUCCUGGCACCAAGAAGGAAAUAGCUGUGAAACCGACGAUAGCGAACAAUACGUACCAGAUACGGAUUUUCAAACAUCUUCAACAAUCAAUAAUGUUAAACCAGAAAAUAACGUUUCUGAAUUGAUUCAAAAUUUAUCAAAAACUUCAUAUUCCCAUCACCACCCAGUUUAUCAAGUUGGCGAAACUUUCGAAGGGAUAUACUCGGCGAGUUAUCAACAUACAGGGUGUUUAUACAGCGCGAAUUUCUAUAAUAGAACGUCACCUUUAAGACAAACCUCGACGGAUUCCGUUCCUGGGACGUCUUCCCCGCAACCGAAUUUGACUCAAUUGCCAAUAAAACAGGAACCUGCCGAGCGGGAAUUUGAGAGUGCUAAUAGGUUCUCAUAUGACAGAAAUAAAUCCUUAAUUUCGACGAAAUCACCGUGGAAGUCGCAAAAUGAUGAGAAAGAACCAAAAACUGUCACAAAUCUUCAAAGUUCCGGAAGAAGGGGUUCUUUGCAAUUAUGGCAAUUUUUGGUAACACUCUUAGAUGCACCGGAUGUUAGCGCUGGAUGUAUUGCUUGGACCGGACGUGGAAUGGAGUUCAAAUUAAUCGAACCCGAAGAAGUAGCAAGGAGAUGGGGCGCCCAAAAAAAUCGCCCCGCAAUGAAUUACGAUAAAUUAAGCCGCUCGUUGAGGUAUUAUUACGAAAAAGGAAUCAUGCAAAAAGUUGCUGGUGAAAGAUACGUUUAUAAAUUCGUUUGCGACCCAGAGGCUUUAUUUAACAUGGCUUAUGGUAAUCAUUUGGAAUCGAAAUCUCAUCAAAAUCAUCUUCGCGCGGAAAAUCUUAGCACAAAACCCGAAACUCACCAUCUCGCUUACACAGAUAUGCUCAACUUAUAUAAUUGUGGUAUCGCAAACCCCUAUCAGCACCUCCACCCCUAUUUACAAGACGGAAAACACUCUCGAUACCCAUAAUUGAUCAAUUUAAUUUUUGAAACGUAUUAAGACGUGGUCCUUCCAUCGUGUACAGUAUAUUAUAAUAAAAGUAAUCAAUGUUAAUUAAAGAAUGUGUUAGAUAAGCGAUAAUAAAGGAAUUAAAAAGAAAAUAAAAUUUUGACUUUGACACAUUAACAUCGCGACAUCUAUAAUCUACAAUAAAAACUAAGCCGUAAAGAAAACUUUUAUCU